Messenger RNA from Parus major (Great Tit), 4582 nucleotides. RefSeq names its product calcium homeostasis modulator family member 4 (gene CALHM4). The transcript is spliced from 4 exons. Bases 2702 to 3664 code for a protein of 320 amino acids. NCBI's taxonomy places the organism in Eukaryota, Metazoa, Chordata, Aves, Passeriformes, Paridae. Gene Ontology annotation, molecular function: monoatomic cation channel activity. The record is from RefSeq and is a predicted model, not a curated record.
UGCUAUUGCUGUCACUUUGCUGUAGUGCCCUGCCCAGGAAGCAUUCUCAGUUUGACCUGCUGAAACUUCCUUGGUUAGGUUUUGUUUCUCAAGAGGGUGUUUUGAGAUUUGAGUGCCUCCUUUCUGCUCUCUGCAGGAACCUAAAAUCUCAUAAAUUUGCCUAUAAUGCACAGCUGAAUUCUGAAGUGAAAUUAUUGCUUGUACUGGUCAUGGAGACAGGAACUUCUCCAAAGGCCAAAGAGACCAUGAAAAUUACUUGGCAGCCUGCAUCCAGACUGUGACCUGGCAGAUCACAGGACAUCGGCAGCGGUCCCCUCCACUCCCACAGGAAAUCUGUCAUGCAGGCCAGCCUGCUGUCACCUCAGAUAGUGGUAUUUUGGAUUGUAUCCAGUUCUAACCCUUCCUGGGAAUUGGAUGAAGAGCCUAAAUGUCUAUCUCAGGACCCUGGGUUCCUCUGCAAAGGCAAGUACUUAAAGGUUUGAUGUGCCACCCAAGCUUUUAAUUGGAUCCAACCCUGUAAUUUGUUCCAUAAUAGGAUGACCCAGCAGGAUCAUUUACAGCAGAGCAUGAAAGCAAAUGCCAAAGAAUGAAAAUGCAAAAGUACAAAGUUGCUGUAUUGAUUGUAUAAAUUGCCUCAUUCAACAGUCUUAGGCUGACUAUUAAUAUUUCAGUGUUGGGUACCACUUCAGUUUCACAUCUAAUGUGUUUCUUGAGUAAACAAGGGAUGCUUGGGAGAGCCUUCCUCCCUUAUAAACAAAAUAAGACACAGGUUCCAAAAGAAAUCUCAGAAGGAAUCAAUCAGUGAUUUUAAAAUGAACUGAGGCAUAAUGGAAGACUUUUAUUAAAUAAUUUUGUAAUAGCCUGAUAGCUUUAUUUCACUGAUUUUUUUUUUCAAAUAUAAUGUCACUUGUACCAAGAAAAGUUACUGGAGAUCAUGUGACACUGAAAGAAAAUGAAGAUUUCAUUGUGCUAUUACUCUGUCCAAACAACUAAGAAGAAGUUCCAAAAAACCUGUGACAAAGUGCUGCUGGAUGCUUUAGCAUGCUUCUGUACUGCUUUUAAUUUUGUGUAACAGCAUGUCAUUGUUUGAGAGCCAGUUGCCAGCAAGGAUCUCUUUCUCAGACAGUGACUGGGGAUGAGACAAGCAGGCUUCCAUCCUAACAGCGCACUGGAGGAACAGGGUCCUGCCCAGCGAACAAUCAAGGCAUGUAUGACUUGCCAUCCCUGUGUACAACAGCUAAGAGAGUGUCUCUGCCAUCCAAGCAGACACCAUGGGUACUAAAACCACUGCUUGAGAUCAAAUUUGUUACUAGCAACCCUCUCUGCAAGGGGAGAGAAGAGGCUAUGCAGACACUAUUAUAUCACAUAACCAAGUCCACACAUGCUGAAGAUAGACAUCUGUAAUGGGAAGGCAAAUUUGCCCAUAAACUUUCUGGCUAACUUUUUUCUUUUAUUGGUAAGGAUGUUUAUAUGACAAACUGUCAGACUUUCCAGUACUUAAACAUAAGUAUUUGCAUAUUCAGAUCAGCCUAGGUAAUGCAAUCCAUAGAACCACUGCAUAGCAUGACCAUAGGAAAAGUGUGAUCCAGACAAAAUCAUAAUGAGUGAAAUGUUUUCAAUUUUUUCAGACCCCUGCUUAAGGCUUGAUUUGUAAGAGAUGCUCAGAGCCCAGGUCAUAUAUCCUAAUAUCCAGAAGCCAGCUAUGGAAAUGCUUAACUGAAAUUUUUUUAUGUCUAUCUACGGAAUAGGACUGACUAUACUUGUAGAAAAUCCUAAAACUUGUAAUCACAAGCACUUUAUAUAAGUACCAGCUGGCUUGACAUUUUGUGAAGUGAAUACCAGAUUACAUAUAUAUUACAAAAACCAAACCAAACCAAAAAAAAAAACCUACAAACAACAAGCUCCCCCACCGAAGAAAAACCACAAACAAAAAACCCCAACCGACUUUCCAAAGGAAACAUUCGGCACUGUCAGGAAAAGAGACAUGGCAGCUUCUUGCCACCUACAGGUGAAAUACUAAAAUCCUCAUGAUCCAGCAACUAACUACUUCUCAGACUCCAGUGUUCAGACAAUGAAUUGCUGCAGAACUGACAUCAAAUGCAAACAGCACUGGGAUUCCAAUUUCACAUUGUGCAACUUAUGGAAUAUUUUAUAAGUUUAUUUUAAAGUGGAGGAAUUAAUUUUUUUUAAACCAGUCUAUUUGCCAAGGAUUUGCUUGGAUAAUCUUUUAUGAAGAAUAGCUGGAAGGCUCCUUUUUGUUUUUUUCCUAGUUUCAUGCCAUGUUUCUGUUAAUUACUGUUGAUUAGCAAACAGCUUGGCAACUAACCCUGACAGGUUAGCCAUCAGUUUGAUAGAACUGCACAUCAUCCAAAAGGUAGGGGGAAUUUAUUGUUAAUUUCAGACAAUUAGCAAGGGGCUGGCAGAGCUCACAACAGCCUAAAAGCUCAAUUUAGAACAGCUGAGAUAAAUUACUGAAUCAAUUAAAACACAUUAGUGGAUGUCUGCACACAUACUUAAAGCUAGCAAACAAGCCACUAAAAAUCAGUGGGAGGAGAAAGACCAGCAGGGAUUUUUUGUUGUUGUUUGGUGGUGUUCUCAAGCUGUUGGUGUUUAUUCUGGUCUGCUAUUAACACUAGUUAAAUAUACCUAAAAACUAGUGCUGACUUAAAUCAAAAAAAUCUAGUAAAGAGUAGGAUCUAAAAUGACUUUCCUUCCAAAGUGGCUAACUUUUCUGAAAGGCAAAGAGGUUGUUAUUGCCAAUGCAAUAAUUGCAAUAUUGACAAUUGGUGGGCAACAGCUUUUCUCUUUUUUCACGUUCAACUGUCCCUGUCAUGUUGGACAGAACCUUAUCUAUGGGCUGGCUUUCCUAGGAGUGCCUGCACUAAUCCUUCUGAUUGUUGGCUAUGCCCUGAACAACCAGACUUGGAGGCUGGUUAUGGGCAAAAGGCCUCAUUUUGAGAGGGUGACCUCAUCAAACCGGUUGCUGAAAUGCAAGCUGGUCUGCUUUGUCUUGUGCAGCAUCACUGGGAGGGCGCUGGUUGCUCCAGUGACGUGGCUUGCAGUCACCCUGAUAAACGGCUCAUAUUAUAUCUGUGCUGUGAGUGAGUAUGUCCCUGUGUAUUACUAUGAAGCUGCUCCCAACGUCACUGCUAGUGAGCGCAGCAGGAUACUGGCUGCAUUUCCCUGCAGUCAUCUGGUUCCUCCAGAGCUGACCCGGGCAAGAGAUGAAGUGAUUCUGCUCCUCCGAUACCAGUCACAAGUGGCUGGCUGGCUUCUGAUUGCUGUGGUAGUCAUCACUGUGUUCCUUUCUUACUGCCUGGCAAGCUGUUUCUCCCCACUCAGCUUUCUGCAUUUCAGAUACUGGAGCAGCUAUGUGCACAACGAGCAGGAGCUCUUUGAUGAGGCAGCAGAGCAGCACUCCAGGCUCUAUGCCAUGCAGAAUGUAAGGAAGUUCUUUGGUUUUGUCCCAGGAAGUGAGAAUGUGAAGGAAAUUCGUAUCCCAUCUCUCAAGGAGUGGCAGGCCAUUUCUGGACUGGCCUUUCUGAAGCGAGUGGAUGAGGAGCACUAUGACUACAGCCUCCUCCAUGACUGGGCACUCAAGGAGCGUGCAAGUGGAAAGUAUUUGAGGAUUGAUGAAGAGCCUGGGAUCAUAACACAGCUUUGAAGAUCCAAGCCUGCACAGUACUUUGCAGAAAAGCAGGAACCUGUCUAGCUCUAUAUCAUACUUGAACUGUGCUGGAACUUCCCAAUACAGUAUUACAUUGAUGUAUAAAUUAUGUGAGCAAGUGCAUCAAUGUAGUAAUGUAGUGCUUUAGAAACUCCUGACUGCCUUUACUGAUGGCAUUUUGACUCCUGUGAGAUGUGGUGAUCAAUGUCUAGAUUAGGGUUUAGGCUAUCUCAAGCUUCAGCGCUCUGCUUUCUAAUAGUUUUGCUGAAAGGACAAGUACAUGCUGAGAAAGUUAUUUACAAGUGCUGUUUUAUUUUUCUUUCCAUAAAAAGGAUCUUUAAGAGGUAGACCUUGAUUGGAUCUUACGAAUUGGUCCAUUCUGUACAGACCAAGAGCAGCUAUCCAGCUUUUCCUUAGUGACACUUAGCAGAAAUUACUUAUUUCUCCUCUUCCACUAUUUUUUUGCAUAAUACAAGCAAUCUCCACUGAGCUAACUACUAGUUAAGUCUGGGGCUACAAUAGCAUGUAGGAACCAUAUGGGGAAUUUUACCAUCAAAGUCUGAGUUUAGAUAUGAUGAGAGAACUUCCAAUUCUGAUAAAAUCCCCACUGAGAAAUAUGGUGGAUGUGUGUAACACAUAGCAGCUGUAUGAACAAACACUUGAUAUAUGGCAAACUGUGUUGAAAUAUAUUCCAGAUGAAAGCAAUAGCAAGGGCAGUCUCCUAUUUGGAAAUAUUUCAAAAUCUCCAAGGUGUGUGUAUGUGCUUGCCUACUGUACAAAUAGCAAAUGAGGAUGGGAACAGAAAUCUCACCCUGAGCAGUAGGUUUUCCUUUGCCUCUGUAAACUUGUAAUUUAUACAUAUACUGGGCCCAUGAAUAUUACUAUCAUUAAAAACUACUAAAUUUUGUGAAAGAA